Molecule: messenger RNA, 225 nt
Organism: Penicillium macrosclerotiorum
Lineage: Eukaryota; Fungi; Ascomycota; Eurotiomycetes; Eurotiales; Aspergillaceae
Exons: 1
Coding region: 1-225 (74 amino acids)
Source: RefSeq, a predicted model, not a curated record
AUGCUGAGGUCAAUCCCUAUCAGGCCACCAGAAAUGAGCUCUGAGAAUGAAUUCAAUGGCAACGGUAAGACCAUCAACCUACAAUCUGGCCCUUCGAAUCGUUCUAUCAUCUCGGUUGCCCUCUCGCGCCCUCGCCCCUCUAGGCUUGGCUCCAGCCCUAUCGCCUGGUGGGCCCCUCGGAAGCCGCUUGGGCCACUCAAACACGCGGGUCUCCGCCGAAACUGA